Molecule: messenger RNA, 1611 nt
Organism: Naegleria gruberi
Lineage: Eukaryota; Heterolobosea; Eutetramitea; Acrasida; Naegleriidae
Exons: 1
Coding region: 1-1611 (536 amino acids)
Biological process (GO): autophagy; peptidyl-serine phosphorylation
Cellular component (GO): cytoplasm
Molecular function (GO): protein serine/threonine kinase activity; ATP binding
Source: RefSeq, a predicted model, not a curated record
AUGGGAUAUUCUGAAAAUUUGGGUGAGCUUGUGAAGCAACUUGUUGAAAAGAAAGAUGCUUACCAAAGAAAUCUUCUCUACAGAGUUAUUGAAAAUGGAAAAAAGGGAAGUGAUAAGGAAUAUUAUGAAAGAGUUCUUAUCAAAAUACUUGAUUUCUUGGUAAACGGAAAAUCACUAUUGGAAGAGGAUAUGACACAACAAACCAAUUUAUUGACAUGGGUAACACAAAAUUCUAUUCCAUUCCAUAAAUAUCCAAUUUCAGAACUUGAGAAAGGGAAAUACUAUGGAUUUCUUUCAGCAUAUAUUACAAAUGCAGAAUCAAGGCCACAAGUAUCUUAUGAGAGUGAUGAAUAUUUAUCAUUUACUGAACCAACACCCUUUAUAAUUACUGUCGAAAAUGAAAGAGAAUCAAAGGAAUCUCUAUUAUUGAAUAGAGAACGGGAAUCUGAAUUUGUGCAAAUCAAGGAAUUUGGGAAAACAGGAAGUCAAGGAAAAGUAUUCAUUUUUUAUCACAUCCAAUCCAAACGUUUAUUUGUUUUCAAAUUCUACAAAUUUGAUGAUAGUGGAUUGAGCACAACUAAAUUCGAUGAGGUAAGUAGCAAUAUUAUGAGGACUAAAAAGUCAUUAUUAUUUAAACAGUUCAAAAUGAUGGAAAAAUGCAGAUAUCACCCAAACAUUGUUACUUGUAUCAGCUUGGUAAAAAGUAAAACAAAAUUGAAAGAUUGUGACCCUGAAUGUCUAGUUAUGGAAUACAUGAAUGGAGGAACUCUUAGAGAUGAAAUUGAAAUUUUCCAUGAGAAAUUAAUUUUCGAUUAUUCUCCUUCAAAGUUUGCCAUACAUCUACUUUCAUUAAUUUCUGAUGUGACGAUUCACAUAAUGAAUGCCUUCAUUCACAUUCAUGAAAGACAUUCAAUGAUCCAUCGUGAUAUCAAACCAGAAAAUAUUCUCUUCCACUUUACCAAUGAUUUGAAAUAUUAUGUUUUAGGAGAUUUUGGAUUGGCAAGAAUUGUGGAUGCUCAAUUUUCUACGUCAUAUGGAAACGGAACUCCCAGAUAUCAAUCACCAAGCGUUUUGAAUCAUCAUUAUGGAAAGGAAGUUGAUUUCUGGAGUUUGGGCUGCACUCUUAUUGAAGUAAUAUUAAAUCCACUCACCACAAUUCACAACUAUAGAGAGUCGAGAGAUGAAAUUUUGAGAUUAUUGAAAGAAAAAUGCGAAUAUUACGAUAAUUGUCUUGCAUGUGUGGAAAACUUUGAACAUUUUAAACCAUUUUCCAUGUUCUUCAAACUCAUAAAGAAAAUGGUAGAUGAGAAAUUGAGUACAACCUUAACGGCCACCAAUAUACUGUUAGAGAAUCCAUUCCUUGUAAAGGCCAAUUUACUAACACUAAAUUAUUUUGGACAAAAUUUUCCACUCAUUAUUGAGGAGAAGGAUAUUUAUGAAUCAAUGAAGGAAAGAUUCAGAGAUUUGGACAUUCCAUUCAAUGAAGUUAUUACUACCAACAAUGCAGAGUCAUCAUCAAUCAUUAUGGAGGAAAUUGAUGAAGUGGAACAAUUGAGAAGGGAGCAUGCAAAGAUGAAAAAAAUGUUGGAACAGUUAGGAUUAAAGUUUUAA